CACCGCCCCCUUUGGCUGGGGUCUCGCCGUCUCUACCUCCCUGUUCUCAUUCGGCGCCCGACGGCCGCAGCGGGAACAGCGGAGCCUACGGGAUGGCGGCGGGCGAGGGCGGGGCCGAUUCGCUGCCCCCGCCCUCACCCUCCUUGCCCGGGCCCCUCCCGGGUCCCGAGCGCGCCUUGGAAGAAGCGGUCGCCUCGGGCAGCCUGAGCCUGGCGGGACGGCGGCUGAGGCACUUCCCCGGAGGAGCGGCUCGGCGCUGGGACCUCAGCGACACCACGCAAGCGGAUCUGUCGCGGAACCGCUUUGCCGAAGUGCCCGAGGACGCCUGCCACUUGAUGUCCCUGGAGGGGCUGAGCUUGUACCACAACUGCCUGCGCAGCCUCCCUCCCGCCAUCGCCAACCUCCAGGCCCUCACCUACUUGAACGUCAGCCGGAACCAGAUCUCGGCCCUGCCCGCCUGCCUCUGCCAGCUGCCCCUCAAGGUCCUCAUCGCCAGCAACAACAAGCUGGCCGCCCUGCCGGAGGACAUUGGCUCCCUCAGCAGCCUUCGCCAACUGGAUGUGAGCAGCAAUGAGUUACGGUCCCUCCCGGGGACCAUGGGAGGCCUGGAGUCUCUUCGGGAUCUCAACAUUCGCCGGAACCAGAUCACCGUCCUGCCCGAAGAGUUGGCCGAGCUUCCGCUGGUGCGGCUGGACUUUUCCUGCAACCUGGUCACCCGCCUCCCGGUCUGCUUCCGUCUCCUGCGCCGCCUGCAGUACAUCCUUCUGGAGAACAACCCUUUGCAGUUCCCACCUGCUCAGGUCUGCCUGAAAGGCAAGGUCCACAUCUUCAAAUACCUCAACAUGGAGGCCUGCGGCAAAGGCAGGCCGGGCCUGGCAGAGCUCGCCCAGGGACGCCCCACCGGCUUUGGCACAUGCCUCCCGGAGGACUUCUACCCGGCCCGACAGUACGGCGGCCUCGACUCGGGCUUCAACAGCGUGGACAGCGGCAGCAAGCGGUGGUCGGGGAAUGAGUCCACCGACGAGUUCUCUGACCUCUCCUUCCGCAUUGCUGAGUUGGCCCGCGACCCCAAGCAGCUGAGGGAGCAGCGCGGAGGGGCAGGUGAUGCCGGCGAACUGGAGCAAAUCGACUACAUUGACAGCAGCUUGAACGGGGAGGAGGAGGAAGAGGAAGAGGAGGAGGAUCUGCUGGGGGAGGAAGAGGCCAUGGGCCCCCCUCCGGCUGGGAAGGCCAGCAAGGCGUGGACCGGCUCCCCAAGGACGGCGUCCCAGGAGGAGCCCCAGAAACCGGCCAGGAUCCCUUCUCAGAAGGCGGGAGCUGCAGACCCAGGACUGACUGGCAGGAGCAGCAGUGGGGGCCCCCUCGCCAGGCCGGAGGUCUCAGUGGAGGAGCGCCGUCGCCCUGAACUCCUGCUACUGUGGCAGGAAAGGGAGCGCCAGCAGCAGCAGCAGCAGCGGUGGAGCCAGGGGGCAGAGAGGCUGGACAGCGGCAGCAGCAGCAGCCCGGCAGAGAAGGGCAGUGGCCUCUCUCAGCCGAAGCCCCGUGCCCAGGGAGUCAGACAGCCGGCUGGUUCCCCCAGGCACAGUCCAUGCUCUGCAGACCCUCUGCUCUGCCAGAGCCCCAGUCUUGCGCCCCGCGAUGCCAGCUUGGCGCAGAGGCCUUCCAGCUUCCUCUUCCGCUCUUCGUCCCAAAAGAGCAUGCAGCGCAGUUCGGACUCCCCACCUCCUGCGCUCAGCAGCCCCUCGCGGUCCCGUGCUGGAUCCCAGGCCCCAGGCGAGAGCGAGCUUCUCGGCCAGCUGCGCAAGGCAAUUGAGUCCCAUCUGAACCUGACGCUGGCAGAGGACCUGGGCGAGGCCCUGGCUGAUGGGGUCAUCCUUUGCCAGUUGGCAAACCGUCUGUGCCCACGCUCUGUGCCCUUCAUCCACGUGCCCUCGCCUGCUGUGCCAAAGCUGCACCCCUCCAAAGGACGCAAGAACCUGCAGAGCUUCCUGGCCGCCUGCCGCCAUCUUGGGAUUCCCGAGGUGUCUCUCUGUGGGGGCCCAGACAUUGCCCUCCUCCUGCAAGGCAACGUCCGUGGCUUCCUGUGCCUGCUGGAGGCCCUGCUGCUGCACCCAGCGGCAGGCGGGCCCCUCGCCCCCGCCGCCCUCUCCGGCCAGCUCGCCGGCUUUGGUGUCUUCUAUGCCUGCGUCAUGUUGCUGUUGUAUUUUGCCUAUUGCCAGCUGUGUGGCUUCUGCUGCUGCUGCUGAGUGCUCGGACGCUCGUCCAGAUGGCCACCUGACUGAGCAGGACCACCCGGCUCCCAGCAGCCCCUGCCUUUCCCACUCAGGGUGUGUCCCCCAGAGAUUCCGGCCUCAGGCAGAACGUCUAUGGAGGGUCUCGGUCACCCAGGCCAUAGCAAGCUGCCCCUGGCUAAGGAUAUCUGUUCGCCGGCUUCAUCGUUAACCGCCAUCUCAGCUUCGCUUAGCCAGGCCUUUGUCCUUCACACGGCUGAAUGGGUUGGGGCGAUGAAGAACCCCAGGCAACCACCGUGCCCUUCUCCAGCCGGGGUCUCCUGACCCCUCUGAGGCUGCCGGUCCUCCCAUUUCAGACCCACGCCAGUGCCUUCUCCCCAGAACCUGCCGCUGUGGCCUUCACUCCCCCGUGCCCCUUCACCCCCCCUUCCCAAGUGCCUCCUGGGGCAGGAUGGCCGUGCUGUGCCCCACCUGGCAACACAAAGGCCUCCGCCUGCUUUUGCCCCACAGGAAUUGAGCCGCCUCAAGCACAACAACCCUGGAUUUUAAGAGCAGCCCCCCUUUCCCAGUCCCAGCACGGGCUCUGCGGCCUUGUGGCUGAGAACUGGUGCCUUUCCUGCCUAUUUUGCACUCAGAAACAGGGCUUUUGCUCAGUUCUUGGCAGGCGGGCUGUGCCCUUCCAAGGGCCGCAGGGCAGGUGGCCGUUGCGAGACCCAGGCACUUCUGUGCCACAACAGCUGCCCGAUCCUGGGGUAGACCAGGAGCCUCCCUUCCCAGGCCACCUGUAGUGGAGUCCCCCGUCUGGGACCUUCUCUGUGUGAAGGCGGGGGGGGGGGGGAGCCUCCCUGUGCUCUCCUCCUCACCCCUUAACCUGGCUUGGCACCACCAGCUCCUUUGUGGUUGGCUGGCCGGCCCAGUUCAGUGGAAAUGCCUUAAUGGGAGGAGGCGGUUCCCCUUUCUGGCCCAGCCCCUCCCCCUCAGCCACGGUCCCCAUCUUCUGCCUUAAAUGUAUGUUAAAUUAUAUAUAUAUAUAUAUUAUACGCGCAGCCACACAAACGUUAUACAUAUAUAUAUUUGAAGAUUCAAGAACUGUGGGAGAUUGUGAAGAUUUGUGUUUUUACCACUUGUACCAUAUUGUAAAUAUUUUAUUUAUGGUCUUCCUCCACGCGGGAAGGAAGGAUGGACUUGCAAGGGCUGCAGCUCCCCCCCCCAACUACCCCCCCCCGUUCCUGUAUGUGUUGAAAAACGGCCAAAACACGGUUUUUUCCAAGCA
Crotalus tigris (Tiger rattlesnake) is the source of this 3504-nucleotide messenger RNA. RefSeq names its product leucine rich repeats and calponin homology domain containing 4 (gene LRCH4). The record is from RefSeq and is a predicted model, not a curated record. The transcript has 18 exons. Lineage: Eukaryota; Metazoa; Chordata; Lepidosauria; Squamata; Viperidae. Gene Ontology annotation, molecular function: protein binding. The coding region runs from base 93 to 2246 and encodes 717 amino acids.